This is a messenger RNA of Lates calcarifer (barramundi perch), 4298 nucleotides long. RefSeq names its product synaptotagmin-like 3 (gene sytl3). The coding region runs from base 2469 to 3806 and encodes 445 amino acids. The transcript is spliced from 13 exons. Gene Ontology annotation, biological process: exocytosis; intracellular protein transport. The record is from RefSeq and is a predicted model, not a curated record. Lineage: Eukaryota; Metazoa; Chordata; Actinopteri; Centropomidae. Gene Ontology annotation, cellular component: exocytic vesicle; plasma membrane. Gene Ontology annotation, molecular function: small GTPase binding; neurexin family protein binding.
GCACUGUUAAUGUGUGAAUGCAACAAGGAAGGAAACUGAGCUCUGUAUGUUCUCUUCAGUGUAUAAAAUCUGCCACUUCCUCAGGCUGACCAAACCGGCAGUGCAGUGUGCCUGAAGGUAAGAUCUUGCAGAUAUUUGCUCUGCACCUCUUAUGUCUGCAGUGACCUAGUUCCCAUGUCUCUAAUCUGAGCUUGCUUUCUUUUUGACGCUGUUGUAUAAGAGGGGCUUGAUUGUCACAUUAUUUUUCAGAUGUGUCAGUAGACGUGUAGCAAGGGGGAAGGUGUUGAGUAAAUGUUUCAUAAUCACAGUUCAUUUUUUAAUCAUCUUCAAGUGAAAAAUCCCAAGUGACUGUAUAAGUGGAAGUUUCCUUUUGUCUUUGCAGUGUAGCAUCGUUUUCUUCCCUCAAGACUGAAUGAGGUGUAUUUACAUUCUGCAUUUUGGUGUCACAUGCUGACAUGUGUAACACAUCUGAAUCAUUAUUUUCUUUUGCGCAUGCAUGAAUGUUUGCAGGUGUACCUAUGGAGACUGCAUGCAUCAGAGCAGUACAGUGAAAGUGAAAUAUGUAAAGUUUCAAGUUUUGUUACACGUGAAUUUCCUGUAUGUCCAUCUUUGCUGAGCUUAUUUUUAACUGACUGAAUUACUGUGAAGAAUUUCAUGAACCUUGCACUGUUAAAAACUACUUGGAAACCUACUGCACAGAUGUCAACACCAUGCAGAUAAAUUCCUUCAAAUAUUUUGGGUGACUUUCAGCUCGCAGCAGAGGUUUUGCGUGACCCAGUCAGGUUUUGGAAUAACAAGUCAUUUUUUCUAAAAGUGUAGUCAUGACAUUCGGUGGGUUUUUAUUUGGAAUUUGCUUGUGGUGAUCAGUCUGGCCGUAUGCGCAGACGUGCUGCCAGAGCUGACUCGAGGUAUGUAGUCAUUCACACGGGUCUUCCAGGAAGCCCCUGCCUCUGGGUGGGAAAUGUUUCAGAGAGCUUGCGACUGUGUUGGUCUGUCUCACAGCGUUCAGACAUCGUAUUUGGGUCCCUAUGUAAUCAGUCAGGUGUCCUUUACUGUCACUGCUGCGGUGGGCUGAUUUUGAGUUCCCACCCUCUAUUCUCGGAUGUGAACUCAGAGUCACCACUUAAACCACGGAUAGCCUGAAUCAUUAUAGUCCUCUGCAUAGUAAAGGCGUGAGUGAAAUGACUGUGCUUGUACUGGCGAAAUGAUCAUGAGCCCUAUAUCAAACUGUUAAUCUGAGGGCUGGCAGUGUUCAAAUGAGGGAUCACAUCACAGACAAGCAUGAAGAAAUCCCCCUGCUGCAUCACAACCUCCUUCUAGCAGAAUAUUUCCCAUCUUGCCUCAUUGAUAUUUACAACUUGAGAGAAUCCCUUUAGGCAUGGUGCACGUCAGCAGAGGACAGAUAACAGCUGUGUCCCUCUGGGAGCCAUGAUGUCUAAUUACUAAUUACAGCUGACACUGAUUGUUUUUUCCGGCCUCUUGGCAGCUCUGGAUAGUAACAAGAACAGGCUCUUAUCUACUAACACAGGCUGGUAUUCAGCUAUUCAGCAGGCCACUUCCCCCAUUCCCCAUGUUUCAUUUGUCUGCUACAGAAGAGGAAAAUGGUUUGUACAAAUUAAAAAAAAAAAAAUUAGAAUUGGACCCACUCAUGAGAUGAAUGAGAACUUAAAGGAGUAGUUUGACAUUUUGUGAUUUGGCCUCUUGCUUUAGAUUUAGAUAAAUCUACUGAACUGCAAAAAAAUAGGGGGAAAAAAGGAGAGACUAGAACACAGACGCACAUCGGCCAUCAAUAAUGCAAGGGUUGGCAUUUGGUUUGUUUAGCAGCCCCUGCCAUCAGUGAAGCAUCACUGCUCUUCCAGCAGCUGAGGAAGCGGCACUGGCUUGUUGGAAAAGGGGACCUAACAGAGGGGGGGAAGAUGAGGACAUAGGUAGCGUGAGAAAAGCUGUGUGGAAAGAGCCCUUAUAUGUUACUCAAAUGUAACUGUGUUUUCAAAUGUCAUCAGAUCCUGUGCUGCAGCAGGUCUAUGGUUAUUCUGGCUAACUAGCUACGUGCGUCAUCAGAAGGCAGAGUUGUAGCUCCUCACUUGCCUUCAGAGAAAUUAAUAUUAAAAGAGGGUAUUUCCUGGCUGCUAAGGUAGAAAGGUUUCAUCAUCCAACUGGAAACAACAAGCUGUACAUCUGCACAGGAGGUCUCAUCCAGCUCUGACGUGGAUGGGAGACUCCAAGGACACCACAGUCAGGAGAAGAAGGAUCUUGCCAGCACGUAGAAUAAUCUUAACUAUCUUUUUCACUUUUCAGCUCCAGGAGACUAAAGAGGUCUGAGCGUGGGUCCAGCAAAGAGAGGGGAGGGUUUAAGAGGAGAGGAGGAGGAGACAGGAACCAAAAUAAGACAGUGAAGCAGAGAGGAGGACAGACAGAGAGAAGAGGAGCAGUGACAGUGACAGAUCAUCAAAGACUGUUGAUCAAAGAUGGAUUUAAAUUUGCUUCAAACUCUGGAGAAAGAUCGAGUCCUGGAGGUUCUUCGGAGGGACAAACAGCUGCGCAUUAUCGAAGAGGACAGAAUCAGGAGGAUGAAAUACGAGCUCCAGGAGCUCAGGAGGAGAGGUGCCAAGAGUUUUGCCCGGCAGUACGGUGAGCGGACCUGCGCCCGCUGCCAGAGACCUCUGGGAAAGUUCUGGAACUCAGGCGCAGUUUGCCGUGGCUGCAGCCACCGCAUCUGUAGCAGGUGCCGUGUGGGAGCAGCGGACUGGAAGUGCACGGUCUGCCACGCCUACAGGGAAGUGAAGAUCAGGUCGGGGGAGUGGUUUUUAGAGGAGAAGGCAAAGAAAUUUCCAGUCACCACAGACAAAUAUGAAACAGUUGGGGAGAAGCUACUAAAGACCUAUAAUGUGCUGAGCCAUAUAUCAGUUGUGCCACCCACUCCUCCACCCCAUUUGGAUUAUCACUUUCUGAGCAGAUCUGGGGAUUUGAAAAACUCAAAACCUUUUACCAAAUCUAUGGAAAACCUAAUGGUUUCCUUCACGAGUCACAUCAGAAAGAUUUCAACUUCUCAAAAUGAUGUGCAAGGAGACCUGCUGAGUGUUGAUAAUGGACGCAAAGCGUCAUGCUUCACCUACAGCACGCAGAAGAGCCUGUCUGACACAGACAUCAACAAAACUACCCAUCUCUUCAAAGUCCCAAGUCUUCCAAACCUGUUCAAGAAAAGCAAAGACAGUGAUCACGAAGGCUCCUCCACCGGAGCUGAAGAAGAAACUUCCUUUGGUUCUGAGUACUCGGGAGGAAAGAGAGGCAGUAGCAGCAGCAUCAGCACAGAGUGUGGCCUCUUUGAGGGCAUCACCGUGGCAGGAGAGCUGGAGCUGGCUCUGGCCUACAACACCAGCACCUCCUGUCUGGAGAUCACGGUCGGUGCCUGCAGAAACCUCACUUACGGAGAUGCCAAAAAGAGGAAGUGUCACCCAUACGUCAAACUCUAUGUGCUGCCGGAAAGGAGUGGCAAAAUGAAAACCGCAGUGAAGAAAAACACAACUGAUCCUGUUUUUAAUGAAGUUUUGAAGUAUCAAAUAGAGCGUCACCUGUUGUUUGGAAAGAGACUGCAAGUCACUGUGUGGCAUUCAGGAUCCCUGAGAAGGAAGGUGUUUCUAGGUGAGGUUCUUAUUCCACUGGAUGGCUGGAGAUUUGAGGACAAAGCCUCCCAGUACUUCAACUGGUACCCGCUGUGUCCAAAGGCUGAGAGUCCAUCUGGAGGCCUGGUGGAGCAGGAUGGAGGGGAACUGGUCAAAUUCAGCUCCAACAACCAGGGUGUCUGACUCUGGGAGUUGGCACAAAGCUCGUCCAGACGACGCCCAGUUCUGAAGGUGAGAUCAGGCGUCUCACCAGCUGCUCUUUGACAGGGUCUCCAGGACAUCUCUAUGAACCUGGACCUGUGGGACAAAAACCCUCUCAGGGACAACUGGGAGGGGCUCAGAUAGACCCGGGUAACAACAGAGAUUUUCUUUUAAAUGGCCAUUUCUCUGAUAACUCAUCUAUUUCCCAUUGAUAAGCAGUAUGUAAACAGUUAAUGAAUGGUUUACACACUAUGUCUUACUUGUAAGGAGAUACAGGGAUAUUCUUAAGUGAUUAGCCAUGCAUGUGUUAACAACUGGCACUACUCUUGUGAAACAUUUGUGACAAUAAAUAGUUACAAUGUAAAUAAGACAAACUGUAUGUAUUUGUAUUUCAUAGAAACAUUAUGUGAUGUAUUUAUUUCAUUAGUGAAUUAUACUCAGGAUAUUUAUUAAUAAACUAUUUAUUUAUACAUA